This is a messenger RNA of Physeter macrocephalus (sperm whale), 1475 nucleotides long. RefSeq names its product sodium/potassium transporting ATPase interacting 3 (gene NKAIN3). Gene Ontology annotation, biological process: regulation of sodium ion transport. The coding region runs from base 39 to 650 and encodes 203 amino acids. The record is from RefSeq and is a predicted model, not a curated record. Lineage: Eukaryota; Metazoa; Chordata; Mammalia; Artiodactyla; Physeteridae. The transcript is spliced from 7 exons.
CCUCUGGCGGCGCGCGCCGCUCGGACAACGCGGGCACCAUGGGCUGCUGCACCGGGCGCUGUGCGCUCAUCGGCCUCUGCGCGCUGCAGCUGCUCUCAGCCUUAGAGAGGCAGAUCUUUGACUUCCUCGGCUUCCAAUGGGCGCCCAUCCUUGGAAAUUUUCUACAUAUAAUAGUCGUCAUAUUGGGUUUGUUUGGAACCAUUCAGUACAGACCUCGAUAUAUCGUGGUGUAUACAGUAUGGACUGCCCUCUGGGUCACCUGGAAUGUGUUCAUUAUCUGCUUCUAUUUGGAAGUAGGUGGGCUCUCUAAGGAUACGGAUCUAAUGACAUUCAACAUCUCUGUACACCGGUCGUGGUGGCGGGAACACGGGCCUGGCUGUGUCCGAAGAGUGCUGCCCCCGUCAGCCCACGGCAUGAUGGACGAUUACACGUAUGUCUCCGUCACCGGCUGCAUCGUCGACUUCCAGUACCUGGAGGUCAUCCACAGUGCCGUCCAAAUACUCCUCUCUUUGGUUGGUUUUGUGUAUGCCUGUUAUGUGAUCAGUAUUUUCAUGGAAGAAGAGGACACCUUUGAUUUCAUAGGCGGACUUGAUGCACACUCCUCCUACCAGGACCAUGUUGAGUUAAAGCCUGUUCAUCUGUCGAAAUAAGUAAUGACGCUGACUCUGAAAAUGCGGCUGCUGAACUUGACUUCGGAAGCAAAGCACCAAUGACAGCACCUCUCCGCGUUGACACGUCUCACUUUCUUCCAGAGGACGGACCGCACCUCCCCGCUUUCCCACGAAUCACAGAGUCCUCCAGGCACAGCCUAUGUGUUAUUAGCAUUGUUCGCUAGAUGAGUCGUAGGUGCUUGGGUGGGUGUUUUUUUAGUCAUUUCCUUCUUAUAUGAAUACUUGUAAAUUGUACCCCAAAACUGGUUUUUAAUCUUUUAACAAUAUUUAAUGUGAGCCAUGCAAAAUGAAAAACAUUCUGUGAAAGCCUUCCCCAGUCAAUUCUAAGAGAAACGUGGGUUUGUGUAGUUGAGAUGUCAAGUCGCCAUUGCUGACUGUGGUAGUCUCAGGCCUGACGGGAGUUCUCACAGGGGAUGUUACCCGGGGUUCCUCGGCAGGAAGUUAGAUGCGGUGACAGCGGAUAAAUGGGUACAGAUAGUGGAUGGGGCUUUCAGACUGAGUACAGAUCAUUUUUUCAACACCACAGACAAAAUAGAGAGUCCUCCUUUGUUCUCGACUUUCCAAAACCCAGAAUCAUAUUAUGGCAAUCUAAAUGUUCAGAUGCAUGCAUGAUAUCUUGUCCUUCCUAUGUUCUGAAAAAAUAUAUAUCAUGGGCGUAUGAAAGAGUGAAAUGACCAGUAGAACACCUUUCCCAUUUGGAGGGAAUCUGGUAUCUCUGAGGUUCAGCUCUUCUACCCUCUAUCCCAGUCCUGACACUGGCGUCAGACCUAAAUAUACAGCUUAUAGGUUUAUGGGACAGAAGUC